Molecule: messenger RNA, 645 nt
Organism: Suillus clintonianus
Lineage: Eukaryota; Fungi; Basidiomycota; Agaricomycetes; Boletales; Suillaceae
Exons: 3
Coding region: 1-645 (214 amino acids)
Source: RefSeq, a predicted model, not a curated record
AUGUCGCCAUGGAAUUAUUCAGACUCUUACAGAAAUGAGGCGCAGUGGAGAGCUUACCCACUGGCAACAAUUAAUAAACUAAUUGACGUGUUUGGCGACCACCUUGGCAUUGGUAGCAACAUCGGAUGUAGUCUCAGGAAAACGGUUGCUGCAAGCUCGAUUCGAGAGAAAGCUGCUGAUCAUCAUCUUAUCCUUGCUGUCAACACAUUUCAUGGCCACGCGCACAAUCGCAAGUGCCAGCUGCAACAUCACCCUCUUUACCUUCAUGGAUUUGGGCUCGAGGACUUGGAAACAUGCGAGUGUGUGUUCGCAGCCUCUAACGCUGCAGCGCCACUUAUAUGUCAUGCUUCGCAUUUCCAUUACGUUCAGUUCCUGGAGCUUCAUUUCGACCAGUGGGAUAUCGAUAAGUACCUUGAACUUAGCCGGUUUAUUCUGAAUAAUUACAAGCAAGCACUAACUGUGAUUUCCGACUACACCAAGGAACUCGAAGCUUAUCGCGCAACAUUCCCCGGGGAGGGACUUGAUUUUGAAAGUUGGAUUGCGGAAGAAUUCGCUUAUCUGGAAGCUGUGGCCGUAGAGCCUGCACAGGAUGCUACUGCAGUCGAGUAUGUUGAAGCGCUCGAGAAGCUCGAGAAGUGCCAGUGA